Messenger RNA from Hyaloscypha bicolor E, 1617 nucleotides. Its product is annotated as putative lipid-transfer protein, mitochondrial precursor. NCBI's taxonomy places the organism in Eukaryota, Fungi, Ascomycota, Leotiomycetes, Helotiales, Hyaloscyphaceae. Gene Ontology annotation, molecular function: acyltransferase activity, transferring groups other than amino-acyl groups. The record is from RefSeq and is a predicted model, not a curated record. The transcript is spliced from 3 exons. Bases 1 to 1473 code for a protein of 490 amino acids.
AUGUCAACCACAACCUUCGUCGCCGGUGUAGGCAUGACGCCCUUCCGCUCCCCCAAGAAAUCCGCAAGCCAAGCCCAAAACCCCAACUCCGACUACUUCGACCUCGCCGUUUCAUCGGCCGUGAAGGCGCUCCUCGACGCCGGCCUCACCUACGACGACAUCGAUCAAGGAAUCGGCUGCUACGUCUUCGGAGACUCGACCUGCGCCCAAAGAGUUUUCUACUCUCUCGGUAUGACAGGAAUCCCGAUCUUCAACGUAAACAACUACUGUUCUUCCGGCUCUACUGGCAUCUACCUCGCAAACCAAGCGAUCAAAGCAGGGCAGGCGAAUUGUGUGCUGGUUAUUGGUUUCGAUAAAAUGUAUCCGGGUGCGCUACCGCAGAUAUUUCAUGAUAGGACGAAUCCGCUCAGUAGGAUUUUGGAGUUGAGUGAAGGCUUGAUUCCUGAGGCGGAUAGGGAAAAGAAGAGCCCGGGGUGGACGCCGCAGUUGUAUGCUAAUGCACAGGCGGAAUAUCUUGAGCGGUAUGGACCAGCUGGUGCCACAAACGAACAUUUUGCGAAGAUCACAUCUAUUAACCGGGCGCAUGGAGUCAAAAAUCCGUAUAGCCAGCUGGCGAAAGAGGUUUCCGUUGACGAUGUACUAUCGAGUCCGUCCGUUACGGGAACAAUUACCAGGCUGCAGUGCUGCCCUUCAUCUACUGGAGCCGCAGCAGCUGUCAUCUGCUCUGCCCAAUUCCUCAAAUCACACCCCCACCUACACAACUCAGCGAUCCAAAUCGCCGGCCAAGCACUCGCCACCGAUACGCCGCUCCUCUACGAACCCGCCAGCGCAAUUGAGCUGAUCGGCUCCAACAUGACGCGCCUCGCAGCAAAGUCUGCGUUCCAACAAGCAAAGAUUAUACCAAAAGAUGUCUCGAUAGUAGAGCUGCAUGAUUGCUUUACCACGAAUCAGAUGUGUGCGCUUGAAGGUCUGGGGAUGGCUGAGGAAGGGAAGGCAUGGAAGUUGAUUCAAGACGGCGGGAUAAGUUACUCGAAGGAGAGGGAGAGGGCAUUGGGUGGGAGGGGGUGGAUUGUCAAUCCAAGUGGAGGGCUGAUUUCGAAGGGCCAUCCAUUGGGAGCUACUGGACUUGCGCAGUGUGCCGAGCUCGUUUGGCACCUCCGUGGUUGGGCAACGACACGUGCGGUCUCAGGAACUAAAUAUUGCUUGCAGCAUAAUAUGGGGCUUGGUGGUGCCACGGUGGUUACUAUUUAUCAGAGGGCGGAUGGAAAGGAGGCUCCUAAGGUAGCUGAAUACCAGCCUGAGGAUGAUGGGAGGUGUAGGUUGGGAUAUAAUCCGGCGGUUGAGGCGAGGGGUAUAAGUAAGGCUGAUUGGGAAGCGGUUAAAUCGAAGGGUGAUCGGAGUUCGAGGUGGGCGACGGCGAAGUUGCCGUGGGUUGUUGAUGGGGAAAGUUUUAAGGAGAGGGCUAUGUUGUAAGUUGUGGGUGGCGGAGAGUCUCUGUUGAGGGUUGAAUAUCAGAAUGCUGGACCCAAGUGGCGAGCUUGGCACCAAUCAUAAGUGCAACAUAGGGAAGGUUUAGCGAGGGCCUCUCCUGCCUGUCAAUCCAUCACUGGGCUGUCU